AUGGCGGACACCGUUAUUCAGCCUGAGGUCGAGGCCAAUGCCGGUACCAUGGAGCUCAAGGAGAACACGAUCAUCGUAGUCUUGGGCGCGUCUGGUGAUUUGGCCAAGAAGAAGACUUUCCCUGCGCUCUUCGGCCUCUACCGCAACAACUUCCUCCCUAAGGACAUUCGCGUCGUCGGAUAUGCGCGCACAAAGAUGGACCACGACGAGUACCUCAAGCGCGUCAAGUCUUACAUCAAGACCCCCACACAGGACAUGGAGAAGCAGCUCGAGGAGUUCGUCGGCUUCUGCUCGUACGUCUCCGGCCAGUACGACAAGGACGAGUCCUUUGUUGAGCUCGAGAAGCACCUAGGCGAGCUCGAGAAGGGCCGCAAGGAGAACAACCGCAUCUUCUAUAUGGCGCUCCCUCCCAGCGUUUUCAUCACAGUUUCACAGCACCUGAAGCGCAACAACUACCCUAAGAACGGCAUCUCCCGCGUUAUUGUCGAGAAGCCAUUCGGAAAGGACCUCCAGAGCUCCCGCGAGCUCCAGAAGGCACUCGCGCCCGACUGGUCUGAGGACGAGCUUUUCCGUAUCGACCACUACCUUGGCAAGGAGAUGGUCAAGAACAUCCUGAUCCUCCGGUUCGGUAACGAGUUCUUCGGCGCAACCUGGAACCGCAACCACAUCGACAACGUUCAGAUCACAUUCAAGGAGCCAUUCGGCACAGAAGGCCGCGGUGGGUACUUUGACGAGUUCGGCAUCAUCCGCGAUGUUAUGCAGAACCACUUGCUCCAGGUUCUCACUCUCCUCGCCAUGGAGCGCCCCAUCUCCUUCUCCGCCGAAGACAUCCGUGACGAGAAGGUCCGUGUCCUGCGAGGCAUGACCGCGAUCGAGCCCAAGAACGUCAUCAUCGGACAGUACGGAAAGUCGCUCGAUGGACAAAAACCUGGUUACAAGGAGGACGACACAGUCCCCAAGGACUCGCGAUGCCCCACAUUUGCCUCGAUGGUCGCAUACAUCAAGAACGAGCGAUGGGACGGCGUGCCUUUCAUCCUGAAGGCAGGAAAGGCGCUCAACGAGCAGAAGACCGAAGUCCGCAUUCAGUUCAAGGAUGUCACCUCUGGCAUCUUCAAGGACAUUCCCCGUAACGAGCUGGUCAUUCGUGUCCAGCCCAACGAGUCCGUCUACAUUAAGAUGAACUCCAAGCUGCCCGGUCUCAGCAUGCAGACCGUUGUCACAGAGCUCGACCUGACAUACAGGCGGCGAUUCUCCGACCUCAAGAUCCCCGAGGCCUACGAGUCGCUUAUUCUCGAUGCGCUCAAGGGCGACCACAGCAACUUUGUCCGUGACGACGAGCUCGAUGCCAGCUGGAGGAUCUUCUCUCCUCUGCUGCACUACCUUGACGACAACAAGGAAAUCAUCCCCAUGGAGUACCCCUACGGAUCUCGCGGCCCCGCCGUUUUGGAUGACUUCACGUCGUCCUACGGCUACAAGUUCAGCGACGCCGCAGGCUACCAAUGGCCCAUGCAGGAGGAGGGUAAGCUGUAG
Molecule: messenger RNA, 1530 nt
Organism: Didymella exigua CBS 183.55
Lineage: Eukaryota; Fungi; Ascomycota; Dothideomycetes; Pleosporales; Didymellaceae
Product: glucose-6-phosphate 1-dehydrogenase
Exons: 8
Coding region: 1-1530 (509 amino acids)
Biological process (GO): glucose metabolic process; pentose-phosphate shunt, oxidative branch
Cellular component (GO): cytosol
Molecular function (GO): glucose-6-phosphate dehydrogenase activity; NADP binding
Source: RefSeq, a predicted model, not a curated record